This is a messenger RNA of Toxotes jaculatrix (banded archerfish), 1851 nucleotides long. It is a transcript of the gene xkr4, whose product is annotated as XK related 4. Gene Ontology annotation, cellular component: plasma membrane. The record is from RefSeq and is a predicted model, not a curated record. NCBI's taxonomy places the organism in Eukaryota, Metazoa, Chordata, Actinopteri, Toxotidae. Gene Ontology annotation, biological process: engulfment of apoptotic cell; apoptotic process involved in development; phosphatidylserine exposure on apoptotic cell surface. The transcript has 4 exons. The coding region runs from base 1 to 1851 and encodes 616 amino acids.
AUGGCGGCUAAAUCGGACGGGGUCCUGAAGAUGAAGAAGAGUGACGUGGCCUUCACCCCCCUGCAGAACUCGGAGCACUCGGGCUCGGUGCAGGGGCUCCACCCGGGCGGCCAGCCCGACUCUGCGGGCACCGGGGACGGGGACUUCGCCAACGGGGAGUCGCGGUGCUGCGGCGGGGGAGGCACCAACUCGACGUGUCUUCGCCUGGGCAAGGAGCAGCAGAAGUACACGGUGUGGGACUGCCUGUGGAUCGUAGCCGCAGUGGCCGUGUAUCUGGCCGAUGUGGGCACCGACGUGUGGCUGUCGGUCGACUACUACCUCCGCCGCGAUUACUGGUGGUUCGGCCUGACUCUCUUCUUCGUGGUGCUGGGCUCCUUCUCGGUCCAGCUCUUUAGCUUCAGAUGGUUCGUCCACGACUUCAGCACCGAGGACGGCGCAGAUUCCGCCGCCGAUUGCUCCCACAUGGAUGGGAAUAAGCUGCUGAGCGGCUCGGCCUCACACGGCGACGUUACCGCUCAACACCACCCGGCCACGCCGCAGAGACAGGCGUCGACGGCCAGCAAGAACACCACGACCAACAGCACCGCGAGCACCGCGGUGGGCAGCAGGAGUAGGAAACGAUCGGCCUACUACUCCUUCUGCGUCUGGUUCGGCCAGUCCGUCAUCCACAUCCUCCAGCUGGGCCAGAUAUGGAGGUAUUUCCAUACCAUCUACCUGGGCAUUCGGAGCCGUCAGAGUGCCGAGACGGAGCGCUGGCGUUACUACUGGAGGAUGGUCUACGAGUUUGCAGAUGUGAGCAUGCUGCAUCUACUGGCCACCUUUCUGGAGAGUGCUCCACAACUGGUGCUUCAGCUGUGCAUCAUCAUACAGACACACAAGCUCCAGGCUGUGCAAGGUAUGACAGCAGCAGCCUCCCUUGUCUCUCUGGCUUGGGCUCUGGCCUCCUACCAGAAGGCCCUGCGAGAGUCUCGGGAUGACAAGAAGCCAAUCAGCUACCUGGCUGUCAUCAUCCAGUUCUGCUGGCACUUCUUCACCAUCGCAGCAAGGGUCAUCACUUUCGCCCUUUUCGCCUCUGUCUUUCAACUGUACUUUGGCAUCUUCAUCGUCCUGCACUGGUGCAUCAUGACCUUCUGGAUUGUCCACUGUGAGACGGACUUCUGCAUCAGCAAGUGGGAGGAGAUUGUGUUUGACAUGGUGGUGGGCAUAAUCUACAUCUUCUCCUGGUUUAACGUCAAGGAAGGGAGGACAAGGUGUCGGCUUUUCAUCUAUUACCUGGUGAUCUUGGUGGAGAAUGCUGCUCUCAGCGCGUUGUGGUAUCUCUACCGAUCGCCUCACACCACUGACGCCUUUGCAGUGCCAGCACUCUGCGUCAUCUUCAGCAGUUUCCUCACUGGAGUGGUUUUUAUGCUCAUGUACUAUGCCUUUUUCCAUCCCAACGGGCCACGCUUUGGACGCUCGCUGAGCGGCCAGGGUCUCGACCUGGACCCCACUUCUCAGUUCUCCACACUACCGUCGGAAGGCGCCACCAACUCGCUACGCUCCAACAGAGGUGCCACCACGACGCUGGAGCGUGACACGGGGAAGUAUUCUGAGCGGGACGGCUGCAUGCCAGUGUUUCAGGUCCGACCCACAGUGCCAUCUACUCCAUCGUCUCGUGCUCCGCGCCUCGAAGAGACCGUCAUCAAGAUCGACCUUUGUAGGAACCGCUACCCAGCCUGGGAGCGUCAUGUCCUCGACCGCAGUAUACGCAAGGCAAUCCUGGCUAUAGACUGCUCCUUGACUCCUCCACGGCUGCAGUACAAAGAUGACGCUCUGGUGCAGGAGAGAUUGGAAUAUGAGACCACUCUAUAG